Molecule: messenger RNA, 2609 nt
Organism: Puntigrus tetrazona (Sumatra barb)
Lineage: Eukaryota; Metazoa; Chordata; Actinopteri; Cypriniformes; Cyprinidae
Product: proto-oncogene c-Fos
Exons: 4
Coding region: 601-1611 (336 amino acids)
Biological process (GO): regulation of transcription by RNA polymerase II
Cellular component (GO): nucleus
Molecular function (GO): DNA-binding transcription factor activity, RNA polymerase II-specific; RNA polymerase II cis-regulatory region sequence-specific DNA binding
Source: RefSeq, a predicted model, not a curated record
UCGCCUUAUGCUUCGGCAUGCUAACACUUUCUUACACCCAUGAUGUCAAAUGCAAGCGUGUAUUUUUGUUGCUUAUUUCUGUCAGCUACAUGCCUCGUCCCACAAUCGCGCACUUGCAGACAAGCCAUCUUAUACAGGGAGAUAUAAGUCUGUAAUAUUCAUAAAUCGAUCCUCUCGCAGGAAUGCAAAAGGCAGGCUGCAAACAAGGCACGUAAAAUGACGUAUCUUGUUCAUUCAUGUGAAAGCUGCAGGGUUGCAAUUUAACAAAAUGACCUCGGUUUACGCGCAGCACGCUUUAUUUGAAAGCCUAAAACGUUGCAUGAAAACGAGCACUGUUUCGAGCGAGGCGUAUCUGCGAAAUGCCGUAUAUAUAUUGGGCUCACGCUUAACUGUCUCCCCUCCGGAUCAGUGGUACAGUCUCACAGAUUUCAUUCAUAAAAAUCUGCCUCACUAUAAAGAGAAGCGGCGUUGAUGGUUGGUGCCUCCUAGCGUAGUAACCUCAAUCUAGAUAUAAAAAAAAAAACGAAGAAUAGCAUUCGGUGACAUUAGUCACAUUUUAAUCUGGUUCCCAGCAUCUCCUGGAGCGAUCUAGCAGAAGUGAUGCCUAAAAACGCGAGUGUUUCUCAGGUGUCUGCAGAACAGCUGCUGCACACAUCAGCUUCUGAGAUGAAGGAUACGCAGACAGGUAUUCUGAAGGAUGCUGGUGCUCCCUUUGUUCCAACGGUCACUGCUGUAGCUUCAGCUCCAGAUCUCAAGUGGAUGGUCCUGUCGACUGACAUCUCUUCAGUGUCGCCCUGCAGACACGAGAAACCACAGAGCUCAUCUCACUCCACAGAUGCCAAACCGACUCGAAAGACCUUCGCUGGACGGAGGAAGGGGGUGAAAGAUCAGCUUUCUCCAGAGGAAGAGGAGAGAAAGAGGAUCAGAAGAGAAAGGAACAAACUCGCAGCCGCGAAGUGUCGAAAUCGCAGACGAGAGCUAACCAACAGCCUCCAAGCCGAAACCGAUAGCCUUGAGGAGGACAAAGCGGCUCUGCAGUCUGAGAUCUCCAGUCUGUUAAAGGAGAAAGAACGGCUCGAACUCAUCCUCUCGGCUCACAAGCCCCAUUGUAAACUCAAGGAGGAGACGGCGGCAGACAGCGAGGAGCAAACCCAAGCCCAGGAGGAGCAGAUUCAAGCUCCCAGUGCCUCCCCAGAACAGGUGCCCACCUCCCCUCAGCAGGCCGACCCCACCAGCGCCGCCAUCUUUGGCGACUCCGAUGUCCUCCUGUGCUCCAGCGCCGAACUGGGUCCCGCCGAGGUGGAGCCAUACAUCGAUAUGCGAGAUGUGUCCAUGGAAGACAUUAGCGAGGUGAUUGACAGCGGCGACGACAUGGAUCUGUUAGUGCCAGAUAUUGACCUCACUAGCUCUCUGGGUCUGAGCGAAUGGGAAACCCUGUACAUGUCGAUGGGUGGAGGGUUGGAACCUCUCAGCUCUCCGUCAUGCAGCCCCAGCUGCAGCAGCACCAGCGCCGUGCCCGUCUUCAGCUUCAGCAAUGCAGACAUGGAGAAGCAUGACAGUGGGAAAGAAGGGAAAUCUAAUGCAGCCAAAGAAAUCUUGACGACUUUAUGAAGCUUCUGGCACACCAUUCUUAUAAAUAAAGGUUCCAAGAUGGGGUUUUCACAAGGGUGCUUUACUGGCAUGUACGGUUCCAUGAUGAUAUUGUCCACGCUAAGAACAUAUGGUUCUUUUAAUAGCUGGUCACUAAAAGGAUAUUUGGGGAACCCAAAAUAGUUCUUCUAUAGCAUUGCCGUGGACCUCCAACAGUUUCGGAACCUUUAUUUUUAAAAGUGCAAAAAAAAGAACCUUUCAGUUUUUAAAAAACUGUUCUUUGUUGAAAUUUAUCCACGCACAAACGUUUCUGAUAGGUAAGUGUCUUCAUAGAAGAAUUGAUGCUAAUAAUGAAUCUUUAUUUUUUAAAUAAUCAUUCUAUGGCAUUGGUGUGAAAACACCUUUUGGGUUUCCCGGGAGAACAGUUCUAUUUUUCUGUUUUUAUUAGAGCAGCACAUUAUUUUUGUGCAGUGGAAAGGUUUUGUGGAUGUUAUUUUAAAUUUCUUCACGGAACCUUAAUUGCCAAUAAAGGACCUUUAUUUUUAAGAGUAAAAUGAUCUAAGAAAGAAAGGGUGAGCUGUGAAAUAUUGUUGAAAAACCGAAAAACCCUCAUAAAAACGCUUUCAUAAAUGAGUCUGACAUGUUCAACAUUUACAAAAAAAAAAUAGUGAAUGCUGUGCAGUAGAUGUACUGUGACCCUUACAUCCAGUGAAGUCACUAUAGUCACUGUUUGUUUCUUCCAGAUGUUGACAUUGUUGAAUAUGUUGUUCAUCCUGUGAAAGACAUGCUUAUAUGCACUUUUGUACCAUGUAGGUACGUGUAAAUGUAUCAGUUGGUGUGGUGAUGUACAGUGCAGUCUGUUACACCGUGUCUUUAGUGUGUGACUAACUGUUUUUUGCUAUUGUCCAAAAAAAAAAAAUUAUAAUAAUCUGACCAUGGUGGCAAAAAAAAAAAAAUCAUUAUGCAUUUUUUUUGUUCUUCCUGCUUCCUUUUCAAUGGUCUGGCAUGUUUAUAAUAAA